AACAGACAAAGAAUUACAUGCAUUCCUUCCAACAUCCGAUCACAUUAUGGGUGGUAAGAAGGAGCUGUGAGCCAUAGAUAAACCAUUGAAAAAUGCAGCUCCCUCUCGCUUCCCCUGUGUCGCAGUGAUGGUGGACUAUGGGUAUUUUCACGAUUGCAGCUCUCCUCUGACAUUUGGAGCGGCGUGACCACCGCACGUCCCACUGACUCACGGAUUUGAGCAGAUGUCUGGUCCAGUACCGGCACCGGGCCACCUCCUCUGCGAACACUAAUGGCUGGUCGUGUAGAGGGAAUCUGGAGAGAUUUGCACAGAUUAAGCUGCAGCAUCCUGCGCCCCGGAGAGAGGAGGAGAAGAUGCUCGAGCACACAUGCGUCUGGAGGGAUGCGGGGCACUAAACUCUCAUCUAUAGCAAUAUUCCUACUUUUAUUACACAGCGCGCAGGCUUCCGACGAUGACUUGAGUCAUGAAGCCUCUGGAUCAUUUUUGGAUGUGGCCACCUCACCCGCCUCAACCCAUUUGUUUGGCAGCUUCCAUAUGACAAACAGGAAUCCAGCUUCUGUAGUUCAGUCAGAUCGCACAGGCUCGUCAAAGGGUAGCAGGGAACAACCUGAAUUUUCCUCUAUACUCACAUUACUUGCCAGCACGGCACAAAAGCCUCCUAAACUCUUGUUAAAAGUUAUUGCACGUGACAAUGAAACACAUCAAUGGCCUUCAAAUGUAUCUUCGGAACGAGUGGAGCCAUUUACUCUUCCAUCGUCUGUGCUGGUCAGCAACCAGUCCUCCAAAUCAGAGUUUGAGGGGAUAUCUGAGCUUGUGGCACCUGCGGCCACAUCCAGAGCUGCAGACCCUCUUCAUAAAGCCAGUGAUUCUAACAGAUAUUCACCUGAGCAGAGAAACACUGCUGCAUCCAAUAGAUCUUCGGCUACAGCUGUGAACAACACACAACGAGAACGUCCAGCCAUUACAACCACUACUGUAUCUCAGCCUACAAUAUUUAACAGCAAUACUGUCACCACAGCCAGCAUCCCCUUUACGAAAACCACAAAUCAGAUUAGCUCUACCCAAUCAUCUGCUGCUAAACGACACUCCAAAACACCUAGGACAACUAUCAGAACUACAACUACAGAAUCUCCAAAGACAACACCUAGAAUCCUUCCUGUCUCCAUCUCACAGAGUGCUAAAUUGGACCCUUCAAGGAGCACCUUAGCUCCUCCAAGAGCUGCUGCUACUGAGGCCUCGAUGCUGAGAUGUAACAUCACUGACAAAAUGUGGAUAAAAACAGUGUUGUCCGUACAGUUACGGAGGAGUCGUCUAGACAGUAUUUUGAAGCAGAAUCUCCCUCGAGGGUUUACUCAAGCUCUGAAGAAGGCCUUGAACGACAGCACGGUUCAGGCUAAGAUUGAGAGCAUCUCCAGUGUCCCUAACGUGACGGUCGGUUACUAUGUGACCCGUGGAGAGAUGGUGUACACUGCUUCAGUGGUUGUGGAGGCUCUAAGCGUCUAUGGUAUUGAGAGAUUGAUGGCAGACAUCCGGCAGUUUGUGCCACUGGUGCAGGCGAUUCCCAUCCCACCAGUCCCCUGGAGACCCAGUCCUGCCAUCUCACUGAUGCUGAAGACAGUUCUGAGGUUUGUAGGACCAGGAGAUGACCUCAGGUUCUGCAGAUUUACUCAGAUGAUGGAGCAGAGACUGGAGAAUGCUUUUGCUGAGGCAGAGGCCAUAGUGAUGAACUCACACAGCGGUCUCGCUGUACAGAUCUUGAGCACAUCACAGUCUAUGGGUUCUCCUGCUGUAUCGCUGAUAUAUGUGGUGCAUAAUGGCAGUGUCACUCUCAAUGGCACAACUACCAGUAACCUCCUCAGCCAACUGACUGCCGAGCUUGUUGGUUACUUCCUGUUUUACCCUCCACUGAUCACAGCUGAGCCUCUGGAAUACCACAACCUUAACACAUCUGUAGUAACCAGGCCAUUUUGGAUAAUCACAGUGAUUCAGGAUGUGGAAAACUCCUCUCUGGAAGGACAGUACCACAGUUUUGCUAGUCUGAUGGAGGAACGGUUGGCUGAGCUCUUCAUGGUGGCCCACCAGCAAGGCAUUCGCUUCAAGCGGGCAGCAACGGUGGACAGUUACACUGUCCAGAUGGUUAGUAUCAGGCGUGUGCAUGGGCCAAAAAACCCAGCUGAGAUGACCUACUACGUCCAGCAAAAUGGGACCCCACUGCUUGGCACAUCUGCAGCCAAGCUUAUGAACACAGUGGACUCGCAGACCAUGGCACUCACGCUGGGAUACUUUGUCCAACUGCAGGCUGAAGCCGUAGUGAAGAAUCCACCCAACAACAUGUGGAUCAUCGCUGCAGUGCUAGCACCCAUCGGUGUGGUGACCCUCAUCAUCAUCAUCAUCACCACGGUGCUGUGUCACAAAAACAAGAGCGAUUUCAAAAGCGAUCCCAUUGGAAACUUCAACCCUCGAGUCAAGACUGCUUACUGGAAAGACGUGGGUUAUUACCCUCAGCCUAUUCAGGGGUUUGACUAUGCCAAGCAACACCUGGGUCAGCAGGGUGGUGAUGAGGAGACCCUCUCGGUUACCCAGGAGACUAUGAUUCUGCCCCACCCCAUUCGAGAUGCCCCUCUGUCCCUAGAUAAGCCUGCACGCCAAGAUGGAUCCACUUCCAAGAAGAGCCUGAACAGUGAGAUAAGGAAAAGGUAUCCUAUUCAGGGGUUUGACUAUGCCAAGCAACACCUGGGUCAGCAGGGUGGUGAUGAGGAGACCCUCUCGGUUACCCAGGAGACUAUGAUUCUGCCCCACCCCAUUCGAGAUGCCCCUCUGUCCCUAGAUAAGCCUGCACGCCAAGAUGGAUCCACUUCCAAGAAGAGCCUGAACAGUGAGAUAAGGAAAAGUAGGUUGCCGAGUGAGGAUGGUUCCGUCAUCAACAGCGAAUCAGUGAAAGAGGUCUCGGGAAAGGGCUCGAGUGUGCAAAAAGCCACAGUGCAGCAGAAACUCACGAAGAAGGAGACGAGGAAGAGUAAUGAUCAUUAUGAUAGUUCCUCAGGAUCACUUCAGCAUAUUUCUAUAAAACCAAUUGCAGCUCAACCCACCUACUCGCGCCCUGCAUCCUCCGACCGCAGCCAGGACUCUGCUGUAUUCAAUGGAGAGGUGAAUUUGGCUCUGAAACAGAAGUCAGACAUUGAGCACUACAGGAAUAAGCUUAGACUGAAGGCCAAAAGGAAGGGAUAUUAUGACAUUAUGACUUCUGAGCGGAAAGGUAGCACUAAAGACCUAAGUCAGCGACACAAGUACAGCCACGACAGGCCUCCACACCCCCACACCCACGCUCAGGAACCGGAAGACGACAGGGGCUCCACAUAUGUGAAGUAUCGCAGGAGGUAA
Molecule: messenger RNA, 3381 nt
Organism: Sinocyclocheilus grahami
Lineage: Eukaryota; Metazoa; Chordata; Actinopteri; Cypriniformes; Cyprinidae
Product: UPF0606 protein KIAA1549L-like
Exons: 17
Coding region: 271-3381 (1036 amino acids)
Source: RefSeq, a predicted model, not a curated record